Callorhinchus milii (elephant shark) is the source of this 3215-nucleotide messenger RNA. Its product is annotated as E3 ubiquitin-protein ligase RNF43. Gene Ontology annotation, molecular function: frizzled binding; ubiquitin protein ligase activity. The transcript has 9 exons. The record is from RefSeq and is a predicted model, not a curated record. Gene Ontology annotation, biological process: ubiquitin-dependent protein catabolic process; Wnt receptor catabolic process. The coding region runs from base 101 to 2101 and encodes 666 amino acids. NCBI's taxonomy places the organism in Eukaryota, Metazoa, Chordata, Chondrichthyes, Chimaeriformes, Callorhinchidae.
GCGGCUCGAGGCGGGCGGCGUGAGGAGAGAGGAGCGGCUCCAGGCUGAGGGAGGACAGGCCGGAGCGGAGCGGAGCGGCGAUGCGGGCACAGGCCGCAGUAUGAGGGGAGCGGCGCUGCUGCUGGCGGCGCAGUGGGUGUGGAGCGCGGCGCUGGCGGUGGCCAGACCCGGGGCCGAGGCGGAGAGCGAGGCGGAGAUCGAGGUGGUUGAAUACCGGCAGCGGGACAGCGGCGGCGGAUUGGUGCCCGCAAACACCUCCCUCAGGCUGCACGGCAGCUUCGCCGGUGCCGGCAUGAGUGUGGCCGCCGAGGGCAAACUGCUCCAGUUCCACCCUCUGUGGCUGUGUAACACCAGUGAAGAUGAACAGCAGGACUACAUCUUUGUCAGUAUGGUGAAGCUGGAGAGUCCCGAUCGAGAUCCGCAUCCCUGUCUGUCUCUGUUCAACAAGGCUAAGUUUGCCAUCCAGAGGGGAGCGACAGCCGUUAUCUUUGACGUGACCGAUGACCAGACUGCGGCUGAUCAGCUGAAGGAGAACGAGGAGGAGCUGCUGUCCCGGCCGGUGAUUCUGGUCCGAGGCAAUGACGCUGCCCAGCUCAUGAGGGUUAUCAACACUAAUGGAGAGGCUGUGGUUCGCAUUCAUGUCAAGGGCAGCACGUUGGGGAGACCAGCCUACGAUGUUGGAAUACUGAUGACUCUCAUCGUUGCCUUCUCGGUUGUUGUCAUGAUCCUGGCCGUCCGCAUCAAGUGCAAACAGACACGGACACGGGACUCUCUACAGCAGCAGACACUACGAGCCAUCAGCCGGUUGGCCACACGCACGUACCGGUCUCGCUGUCGGGCUCAGGGUCUCGAGCGCCCGGGCACAGACUCGCGCAGCAGCAGCGCCUCGGAGCCCGUCUGUGCCAUCUGUCUGGAGGAGUUUGUGGACGGACAAGACCUGCGAAUAAUUUCCUGUUUCCAUGAAUUCCACAAGGAAUGUGUGGAUCCCUGGCUCCACCAGCACCGCACCUGUCCUCUCUGCAUGUUCAACAUUAUUGAAGGAAGUGCUGUGGUUUCUCAGCAGGAUGUGUCAGGCCGGGCCUCUCAGCCGCCUCAGCUUAACCAGCGGAUACACUUACUGCGACGCUACCCCGGCCUGGCUCACCUCCACCGGCCUGGUCCCACCGUGCCCCCCAGCACUGCCCGGCCCCCAGGCACACAUGCUGCCCCCCCAGGGUACUACUUUGUUGCCCCCGAGGUCUAUCAAGUCGGAUUCAAUACCAUGCGCUACGUGGCAGGCAGAGGGCAUCGUUGCAGCUACCGUCACACAGAACCUCAGGGCCCUUCAUACCGGCAUCAUCGCUCCUCCUCAGGACCCAGGCCCCACCAACCCGACCAGCGAGUGUGUUUACACCGACAGCGCCAGCCCCACAGCUGCCAGAGAACAGCCUCCGCGCAGCACCUCCAGCCCCUGAGCAGCCACAGCAGCUGCACUGGGGAACACUACAGUUCACACUCUGUGUGCAGUGGCUACAUGGCUGACAGCCCAGGCAGCGACUCCAGCUCCGGCCCCUGUCACUGCUCCUCCAGCGACUCCACACUAGACUGUACCGACAUCAGCAACCAGUGUGUGUACGGCAGCCAUUCCACCUUCCGCAGCUCACUGAGCAGCGAGUACGACCCUCUGGUGUACUGCGGCCCCGACACGCAGAGUGGGGACGGUCUGGGCUUCGGUGAGCACAGACCUCGCUCGCUGGAGUCGGCUUCCGAAGCGCUGGACGACCAGGUCCUCAGUCACACUCACUACCAUCAUCACCGGCACCAUCACUACCGAGCCCCGCCUCGCCACGAGGAGGGGCAGCUCAGGGGCAGUGCAGGGCGGAGCCUCACACAGCCCCGCACAGGGCCAGAGGAUACGAGGGAGGAGCAGGAGGAGAGGACCAAGUGCUGCCUGGCCCACCUCCCCCCACCCACUCCCCCCGCACAGCCUCACUACCCCGAGGGACCCCAGCUGCUCUCCCCGGAGGUGGGGCUGGGGGCGGGGCUUGCACUAAACCCACCCCUGACAGGAAGGCCCCCCGCAGGAAAAAGAAGAAGAAUUCUCCACCCGAGGCCGCUGUGACUUAUUUCCCAUCGACCUGCGAGAACCUGGAGGAGUGCCGCGUACACAUACACUACAGGGCCAGCAGGGGACAGUCACACCGGCCCGAGCUCCAGCCUGUGAUGGUGGGCAGUGCGGGUUCCACAGAAUGGCUGUACCCGUUCUGUGACUGCCCGACUCGGCUCUGCCAACAGCACCUGUACCGUGUGGGCUCUGAGCCGCAGCUCAGCCACCAGCUCCCAGACCCCUGCUGUGGGACCGGCUGCUGUAACAGGGACCCAGCACCCACCCACCACUACUGUUGCCAACCACUGCCCACAUACCCAGGUUACGAAUCGGACAUUGAAGAGUUCCGCGAGGAAGCGGGAAGCAAAGGGUACGAGGAGCAGGUCUGAAGGAACUGUGUAAAGGGCGGCACAUGGAGACACUAACCUGCGGAGCGGGGGCUGGUGUGGAGACGCCGUGUAACUAGCUCACGUGAAGGAGAAGCCAUGGACCUGGUGGGAAUGUGUGGAGACACCAUGCAGCCUACGUCACAAGUUAGAGGAGAAUCCUAACUGGCGACACCUGUAGACACAGUGUGUAUACAUGGUGGCUGGUGCAAGGCCCAGAGUGUGGUCACACUGUGUAGCCAAAGGGACGAGAACCAAUGCGGUGACAAGGAGUUUGAAAGCAUCCGUUGGGGUCGGUUGGUCGGUGACUGUCUAUGGGAUGGAAACUGCCACAGCCGCGGUGCCCGUCCAGCAACUCCCAUGAGGAGACUCUUGUCCAAUCGUUCCUGAUCCCAAACUGCCUGACAGCAGCUCGUACUACUGUGGGCUCAGCCCCCGCCUAGGCCCUUCUCACUGUCAGGUAGUUGAAGCACUUAAGAAAAAUAUAGCCUUAAGAAGGGGCCUUGGGUUUGCCAGGGCUAUCACUAUAUUUUGGGUACUUUGUAUUAAAAAAAAGUUUUUAAAAGUGUAUUAUAUUUGUAUAGAAAGACAUUUCAUUAUGGUAAUAUGUUCGUAAUAUAUUUAUUUACUAAUAUAUUUAUCCUGUAUCAGGUCUGUAAAGUGCCUUAUCCAUGACCAGUCUCAUCACUGACCUGAUGGACAAGGUCUAUCCAGAUUACGCUCAAAUAAAUUAUUUUGAAUUA